Molecule: messenger RNA, 1731 nt
Organism: Jaculus jaculus (lesser Egyptian jerboa)
Lineage: Eukaryota; Metazoa; Chordata; Mammalia; Rodentia; Dipodidae
Gene: Slc25a14
Product: solute carrier family 25 member 14
Exons: 13
Coding region: 451-1323 (290 amino acids)
Biological process (GO): mitochondrial transport
Cellular component (GO): mitochondrial membrane
Source: RefSeq, a predicted model, not a curated record
CUUCCGGGUUGGCGUUGCGGUGGUGUUUCCGAUCGUCCAAGCCUCGGUUUCCCAGUCGUCGGAUGAGCCUAAGCAGCUGAGUCCCUUCCCUGUCUUUCACUCCUCUGGCAUCGGUGGCUUUACUUCUUCGAUUGAGCACUGCUUCCUCGACCCCUUUGGGAGGCCGCCUUCCUCAGGCGCCUCCCUUCUCUCUACGAACUCGCUCUGAGACAGCCGAGGAACUGGCAAGAUCCUGCUACCCAGAGGGUGAAUGGGUAUCUUUCCCGGAAUAAUCCUAAUUUUUCUAAGGGUGAAGUUUGCAACGGCGGCUGUGAUUGUAAGCGGAGAACAACCAAGAAAAGCACCCCCAAUUUACUGACCAGAUCUAUGAAAAAAUGAAGUCAGAGGAGUUUUGAAUAACUUGCCCAGACACACAGAAUAUACCAGAAAAGUUCCACUGUAAGCCAUGAGAUGUCUGGUCUGAAUUGGAAACCCUUUGUUUAUGGCGGCCUUGCCUCUAUUGUUGCCGAGUUCGGCACUUUCCCUGUGGACCUUACUAAAACACGACUUCAAGUUCAAGGCCAAAGCAUCGAUGUCCGUUUCAAAGAAAUAAAGUAUAGAGGGAUGUUUCAUGCUUUGUUUCGAAUCUAUAAAGAGGAAGGAAUAUUGGCUCUGUAUUCAGGAAUUGCUCCUGCUUUACUAAGACAAGCAUCAUAUGGCACCAUUAAAAUUGGGAUUUACCAAAGCUUGAAGCGUUUAUUUGUAGAACGUUUGGAAGAUGAAACUCUUCUAAUCAAUAUGAUCUGUGGGGUAGUGUCAGGAGUGAUAUCAUCUACUAUAGCCAAUCCCACUGAUGUCCUCAAGAUUCGAAUGCAGGCUCAAGGAAGUUUGUUCCAAGGAAGCAUGAUUGGCAGCUUCAUUGAUAUAUACCAGCAAGAAGGCACCAGGGGUCUGUGGAGAGGUGUGGUCCCAACUGCUCAGCGAGCUGCCAUUGUUGUGGGCGUAGAGUUACCUGUCUAUGAUAUUACCAAGAAGCACCUGAUACUGUCAGGAAUGAUGGGGGACACAAUUUUAACUCACUUUGUUUCUAGCUUUACAUGCGGCUUGGCUGGGGCUCUGGCUUCCAAUCCAGUUGAUGUGGUAAGAACUCGCAUGAUGAAUCAGAGGGCAAUUGUGGGACAUGUGGACCUCUACAAAGGUACUUUGGAUGGCAUUUUAAAGAUGUGGAAACAUGAGGGCUUUUUUGCACUCUAUAAAGGAUUUUGGCCAAACUGGCUUCGACUUGGACCCUGGAACAUCAUUUUUUUUAUCACAUAUGAGCAGCUCAAGAGGCUUCAAAUCUAAGAACUGAAAAUCUGUGAGCUAAAUUCUGCCAACCUUUUUACUCUUUCUUCCUCCUUUCUUUGUGUUCCUAAUGUAUUUUGACAAAAUUGUGUUUACAGAACCAGUGGUGUCCAAAGGACCUGCUGAUUGAAGAACAGCAGGAUGCUUCAAAGUUGUUUCUGUAUUUGUGUUACUAUAUUAACUCUUCCCUAAGAGGAGGUGUUAACAUUGAGAGUGUGGCUCCAGAUUGGUGUCUUCUGUGAAGAUGGAUACUGAUGGGUGACAUUCUAAGUGGCCUUCUUUCCAAAUGUGGGUUAAAUGUAGUUGGUUAUCCCCAGACUUGGGCUAUAGCAGAAGGCAUAGACCAGCACAAUUAACGCUGUGUACAGUUAUAGACCUUGGUUCUGAUUAAAGUAUUUAUUGGCUGAA